This is a messenger RNA of Cynara cardunculus var. scolymus (artichoke), 1107 nucleotides long. RefSeq names its product glucose and ribitol dehydrogenase-like. The coding region runs from base 43 to 921 and encodes 292 amino acids. Gene Ontology annotation, molecular function: oxidoreductase activity. The transcript is spliced from 4 exons. Lineage: Eukaryota; Viridiplantae; Streptophyta; Magnoliopsida; Asterales; Asteraceae. The record is from RefSeq and is a predicted model, not a curated record.
AAAUUCUAUCACUUUCUGAGUUCCAAAUUUCGAUUUGCAUCAAUGGCGAGUGGCGGUCGGCAGUUCCCACCACAGAAACAAGAAACGCAACCAGGGAAAGAACAUAUCAUGGAUCCCACCCCACAGUUCAUCAACCCUAAUUACAAAUCUGCUGAUAAACUCAGAGGAAAGGUGGCGCUGGUGACCGGAGGAGAUUCCGGCAUAGGAAGGGCGGUCUGCUAUUGCUUUGCUAGAGAAGGAGCAACGGUUGCAUUUACCUACGUGAAAGGCCAAGAAGACAAAGAUGCAGCAGACACCUUGAAGAUGAUUUAUGAGUCGAAAACCAAAGAUUCGAAGGAACCGAUUGCGAUCCCUGCGGAUUUAGGGUUUGAUGCCAAUUGUAAAUCGGUGGUGGAUCAAGUCGUAGGAAAAUACGGCGUUAUCGACAUCUUGGUGAACAACGCAGCUGAGCAGUAUAUGUGUAGGACCGUAGAAGAAAUCGAUGAAAAUUGGCUUGAUCGAGUGUUUAGGACCAAUAUUUACUCCCACUUUUUCUUAACAAGGCAUGCACUAAAGAACAUGCCGGAAGGAAGUAGCAUCAUCAACACGACAUCGGUUAAUGCCUACAAAGGCCAUGCCUCUUUGCUGGAUUAUACAUCAACCAAGGGAGCGAUCGUGGCCUUCAUUAGAGGUUUAGCUUUACAGCUGGCACCGAAAAACAUUCGAGUGAACGGUGUGGCACCGGGUCCAGUGUGGACUCCGCUGAUACCAGCAUCUUUUAACGAAGAGAAGACAUCGAAAUUUGGGUCGGAAUGCCCAAUGGGUAGAGCAGGUCAGCCUUAUGAGAUCGCACCAUCGUUUGUGUUUCUGGCAUCGGAGGACUCUUCAUACUAUACAGGCCAAGUGCUCCACCCUAACGGUGGAAUGAUUGUGAAUGCUUGAAAGAAGGUACUGUGGAUCAUAUAUGGACUCGUGGGUUGCUGGUUAAAAAACUGAAGUUGAUAUAUAAAUGUGCAAGUGUAGUGCGAUGUACUUGUUACGAUAUAUGUAGUUAUGUACAUAUUUCAUGAAUAAGAUAGUGUUUCUGGCCCUUCACAUUUGGAACCAACCAAUUCACAAAUUCGUUAA